AUGGCUGCACCCAAACUCAACGAUCCCUCGCUCUUCAUAGGCAAGAACUAUGUCGGCGGCCACUGGGUCGAGUCCGCAUCGCGAAAGACAUUCGACGUCUACGACCCCGCAAGCAACGCCCUAAUAGGAACAUGCCCCGAAUCAACCCCCCAAGACACCGAACAGGCCAUCCGCGCCGCCUCAGCAGCCCUCCCAGCCUGGCGCACCCGCACAGGCCGCGACCGCUCGCGCGUCCUGCGCAAAUGGUACGAACUGGUUAUCCAGAACAAAGAGGACCUUGCGACCCUCAUUACCUGGGAAAACGGCAAAGCGGGCCCCGAUGCAGCAGGCGAGGUACUCUUUGCCGCGAGUUUCUUGGAGUGGUUUGCCGAGGAGGCGCCAAGGGUUUAUGGUGACGUUGUGCCGCACUCGCAGCCUGGGUUUAGGGUUUCGGUGCUGAAGGAACCUGUGGGUGUUGUUGGGCUUAUUACGCCGUGGAACUUCCCUGCUGCGAUGAUAACCCGCAAACUCGGACCUGCUCUUGCAGCUGGCUGUACGGCGGUUGUGAAAACGGCAGGCGAGACGCCGUUCACUGCGAAUGCGCUGCUGGUUCUUGGUGAACGGGCUGGUGUUCCCAAGGGCGUGGUCAACAGUAUCACGGCCCUGGAGAAUACACCUAUAAUCGGGCAGACGCUGUGCGCGUCGAAUACCGUGCGCAAGAUCUCAUUCACGGGCUCGACUCGCGUUGGUAAGAUCCUUAUGAACCAGUCUAGUGACACGUUGAAGAAACUCAGCCUUGAACUUGGUGGGAACGCGCCGUUUAUUGUGUUUGAGGAUGCAGAUCUGGAUAUUGCGGUUGCGGCAGCGGUUGCGAGUAAGUUCAAGUCGUCGGGGCAGACUUGUGUUUGUUCGAAUCGGAUUUUUGUUCAGAGGGGCGUUUAUCAGGAGUUUGUGCGUAAGCUUAAGGAGGUUGUAAAGGGAUUCCAGGUUGGGUCUGGGUUUGAUAGCAGUACUACUCAUGGGCCGCUUGUUACUGCUGCGGCUGCUGCCCGGGUGGAGUCUCUUAUUUCAGAUGCUGUCAAGACUGGUGCUAAAGUUGAAGUUGGAGGAAAACGGCGGUCUGAUCUUGGACCUAACUUCAUCGAGCCCACCAUCUUGACAAAUGUCACGACAGACAUGCGACUAAUGGAGGAAGAGAUAUUCGGCCCUGUUGCGCCGAUCCUCAGCUUUGACGACGAGAACCAAGUCGUCGAUAUCGCAAACAAGUGUGAUGUAGGUCUGGCAUCUUAUGUCUUUUCGCAAGACGUCAACCGUGUUGCGCGCGUUACAGAGACUCUCUCCUUUGGGAUGGUUGCGGUGAACACUGGGGUUGUGUCAGAUGCAGCUGCUCCGUUCGGUGGUGUCAAGCACUCUGGUCUAGGCCGCGAGGGAAGCAAGUAUGGCAUAGAGGACUACUUGAACAUGAAGACGGUUAUUACGGGGAAUGUCAACGUCGUUCAUAGGGCAUCUUUGUAG
Molecule: messenger RNA, 1494 nt
Organism: Aspergillus versicolor CBS 583.65
Lineage: Eukaryota; Fungi; Ascomycota; Eurotiomycetes; Eurotiales; Aspergillaceae
Product: NAD-dependent succinate-semialdehyde dehydrogenase
Exons: 5
Coding region: 1-1494 (497 amino acids)
Biological process (GO): GABA catabolic process
Molecular function (GO): succinate-semialdehyde dehydrogenase (NAD+) activity
Source: RefSeq, a predicted model, not a curated record